CAACAUUCCUGCCGGUGGGACAAGAUUCGCAGCGUUUGUCUUCAGUCAUUUGGCUUCCGAAAAAUGCGUGAAUGCAUCUCCAUACAUGUUGGUCAGGCUGGCGUCCAGAUCGGUAAUGCGUGUUGGGAACUCUACUGCCUGGAACAUGGGAUUCACCCGGAUGGCCAGAUGUCCAGUGAUGAGACGAUUGGUGGUGGGGAUGAUUCUUUCAACACAUUCUUCAGUGAGACUGGAGCAGGGAAACAUGUUCCGAGAGCUGUUUUUGUGGAUCUAGAGCCCUCAGUAAUUGAUGAAGUGCGCACUGGCACCUACCGCCAGUUGUUCCACCCAGAGCAGCUGAUCACUGGUAAAGAGGAUGCUGCCAACAAUUAUGCCCGUGGACACUACACAAUCGGGAAAGCGAUCAUUGAGCCGGUUCUGAACAGGAUUCGCAAACUGGUAGGAAAUCUUUGCAGUUUUAUUUUAGGUGAGCUGAUGCAGCUGUUCCAAAUUGGUUUCUCUUUCUGUCACCAGUCUGACCAGUGUACAGGACUUCAGGGCUUCCUGGUUUUCCACAGCUACGGUGGAGGAACCGGCUCUGGUUUCACCUCCCUACUGAUGGAGCGUCUCUCCAUGGACUACGGCAAAAAGUCCAAGCUGCAAUUUUCAGUCUACCCUGCCCCUCAGGUGUCAACUGCUGUAGUGGAACCCUAUAACUCCAUCCUGACCACUCACACCACCCUGGAACACUCAGAGUGCGCCUUUAUGGUGGACAAUGAAGCGAUCUACGAUAUCUGCCGCAGAAACCUUGACAUUGAGCGACCCUCUUACACAAACCUGAACAGAUUGAUCAGCCAGAUUGUGUCCUCAAUCACCGCUUCUCUUCGUUUUGAUGGAGCCCUUAAUGUGGAUCUAACAGAGUUCCAAACCAAUUUGGUGCCAUAUCCACGCAUCCACUUCCCUCUGACCACUUACGCUCCUGUGAUCUCUGCUGAAAAGGUGUACCACGAGCAGCUCACUGUGGCUGAGAUCACAACUGCCUGCUUUGAGCCAGCCAAUCAAAUGGUGAAAUGUGACCCUCGCCAUGGCAAGUACAUGGCUUGCUGCCUUCUGUACCGUGGUGAUGUAGUGCCCAAAGAUGUCAACGCUGCCAUUGCGACUAUUAAAAACAAGCGGUCCAUCCAGUUUGUGGACUGGUGCCCAACUGGCUUUAAGGUUGGCAUCAACUACCAGCCACCCACUGUGGUUCCUGGUGGUGACUUGGCCAAGGUUCAGAGGGCUGUGUGCAUGCUGAGCAACACCACGGCUAUUGCAGAGGCUUGGGCUCGACUCGAUUAUAAGUUUGACCUAAUGUAUGCCAAACGGGCCUUUGUUCAUUGGUACGUAGGUGAGGGGAUGGAGGAGGGGGAGUUCUCUGAGGCCAGGGAGGAUAUGGCAGCCUUGGAGAAGGAUUACGAAGAGGUUGGCUCAGAUGCCCGGGAAGAUGCAGUGGAAGAUGGAGAAGAAUAUUGAAGAUUUGUAUUCCUUGUAUAAAUUUGUUUAAUAAAGAUGGUGUUGCAUUAUUAUACUU
Molecule: messenger RNA, 1549 nt
Organism: Poeciliopsis prolifica (blackstripe livebearer)
Lineage: Eukaryota; Metazoa; Chordata; Actinopteri; Cyprinodontiformes; Poeciliidae
Product: tubulin alpha chain-like
Exons: 3
Coding region: 64-1491 (475 amino acids)
Biological process (GO): mitotic cell cycle; microtubule cytoskeleton organization
Cellular component (GO): cytoplasm; microtubule
Molecular function (GO): structural constituent of cytoskeleton; GTP binding
Source: RefSeq, a predicted model, not a curated record